Messenger RNA from Amoebophrya sp. A120, 2930 nucleotides. The record is from the annotation of a GenBank genome assembly. NCBI's taxonomy places the organism in Eukaryota, Dinophyceae, Syndiniales, Amoebophryaceae.
GUUGUGAACAGCUUCUUGUUCAUCGCCAGUGCCAGGAAGAGCACACACAAUUGUGUAAACAAGUGCCUCUUGUUGGCUAAGAAGAAGUAAACCUAAACCUAAACGUUUUCACUUUAUCUUGUAACGAGUUUACCAGAAUUUUCAGGGUGGAAUAAAGAUGCAGCACCAUUAUGUGAAUAAGAAAAGAAAGUCAGACAGCCCCUCCUUCUGCGGUGAAGAUCGUACUCAACAUUCUUGUGCGAAAAUGCAGCUUUAUUUUUUGGCCGUCCUCUUUUGUCUUUCCCCAUUUUCACCUCCGCAGAACCACUUCGUGCAUUCUCUAGCUCUUUCGUCCGCCACCCCUCCGAUACCACCAACAAGUGUCAAGCCGGCAAGAAAUGCCUUAUCAGGAGUUGAAGCAGAAAGCGAAAGAGCCUCGCAGCAUGGAGGAGUAGAUGACGAAUUGCUACAACAAGCAGCAUCGCAUCCAUCACGCUGUGGAAGUCCGCUUCGUGUGGCAGGUCGAGGCCAGGAGAGUUACGUGCAACGUCCCGCAGGCCUCCCCCCGGCGUUGCAGGUGGAACCAGGGGAGCUGUGCCAGGAGUAUCAUGUGGGCAACGGUUCAUACGCUGGCAAUAGUCCCGCUCGGGAAGCACAAGCAGCGAACUCGAAUCACCGAACUAGCAGCAGAAGCACGUCUACAGCGGCAGGUCCUUUCCAAAUCCAGGGUUCACUUGCCAUCGCAGCCCCAUCAAGCAGUCGACCUGGAGGUGGACCUGCUUCGGGCACCACCACCACGACCAGGGGUGGCUCCUUUGGGGGACUGUUGCAGGCCGGCAGACACACCGUCGCGAACCUGAUGCGGGGAACGGUGUACUCCUCGGCCUCGCUGUUGAUGGACAAAACGGCGUUCCUCUCCGGCCUGAUAGAGCACGAGCUCGCCGUCGCGGGCACCACCCGGGACCAGCUGGUCUACGUGUCGCUGAAACAGGUGCUGUCGCAGGGCCUGAGCCUCACGUUCGGCGUGGGCAAGCUCGCAUGGGAGGACCUGACGCAGGAGGUGGAGAAACGCGGCGGGCUGCACCAGCUCGCGAAAGAAAUCCGGGAACAGCACCUGCAGCCAGUGUACGACAGUGUCAUGGCCGAUAUCCGCACCCGCUGGCGACAAAUUGACACCGACUUCGAGGAGCAGACCUGCGCGAAAAAAUUGGACCGCGCAGUCCUGGAAAGUCGGGAACAACAGAAAUCUUUCAAUCCGGAAGAUACGUCGGUAGGAGCUGCCGUGGGAUCUUCACCGGGCCAGAACAGCUACACGAAAAGCAACAAUCUGCUGCAGCAGAAGAAAAAGCGGAAAACGACCGUGGAGAUUGGAGAACCGGUAUUGAGCCAGCAGCAAGGCGGGGGCAUCGGGUCGUGCUUGGGGUCGUAUGGUCCCGCCGAGGGGGGUGGUCGCGACGUGGACGAAAUGACAGACGACUUUUUCGAUUUCCGGUCCUGUUGCUCGGGGUCCAACGAAAGUCUGCUUUAUCUCGCCAGGACGAUGGCCAGCACCGCGGGAGGACUGGAGGGAAAUAAUUUCGGCACGACCUCCGGUGCGAGUGGUUCGGGGCCGAAUUGUUCAUCUCCGGCUGCUGGUGCGCCCGCCGCUUCCUCCACCGCAUGCAGUCUGCGCGCUCGUGGUUUGUACUACUUGAAGCGCGCGAUCCAAAUCGUGUACAACGUGCUGUGGACGCUGGCGCGGCGGGGCAUUAUGCCGGUGACCAAAUUUGUGCUGCAAUUGUUGGAAAUGGCCUUUCCAGAGGCGCGUGACGAGGAGGCCGACCUUGAGGCCGUGCCGGAAGAUGCCGCAGCCGCGCACGCGGCGCAACAGGAGGAAGGUGAUUUCGUAGGAGAUGGCGCGGCAGCAGGAAGUUCUGACACUGCAGGAGCUGCUGCAGCAGAGGACAUACCGCAGAGAGAAAUCAACAAAAACGUGGAAAGCCAUCAACCGGAGGUCACCACUGCAGGUGGGACGAGCGCCGUUCUUGGCCGCCAGUCGUCGUCUUCAUCAGACUUCGUAUUCGGCGGAGCGGACGAUGCUGGGGAGCAGAGCGAGGAAGAUGAAAUCCAGGUGCCGAGCUAUGAAAGCGACAGUGGCGGCAGCGAGCUGCACUUGGAAGUUGAAACAGGCGCGGAUGACGACGGUGAGACGGACAAAGAGAUGUAUUCUCCGGAAGAUAUCGGCAGCGCCGGAGACCCGAAAAUGGAUGUGGACGAUGGAGCGUGAACAAGAAGUCGAACCUCGGGCGCAGAAGAUGAAUCACGGUAGCAUGGCUGCAGAGAUGUGCUGCCUGAUCCUUGAGGAUAACAACCAGUCAUUCCAGCAUAGAAGUUAGUGCUUUCCAAAAUUUUGUUUAGUUUUUGCCUUUCCCUUUUGAGAUCAAGUUGUAAAUCCGGACUGGCGCGGCCCUCCUCCUGGCAUCAGUGUCAAAUCACCAACAAGGCUGUUGCGAUGCAGCAAUACUAGCGCAUUCUUUUGGUCUUGCUGCAAACCUCCACGACCACUGCCGCGUCCAUGGGCCUGCAUACAAACAAUUGAAGUUUUGCACGCUUCUCGUGCAAGCGGCUCCCUUGUGCUUUGUUUCACGCGUAUCUAAAUGUCCAUUGUAAACAAAUAACGACGGUGGAGUUGGUUUUGUAGUUUUUCGUUGAAUUUAUGUAUUUCGAAUUCGAGAUUGUCCGUGUCUGCUAAACGCAACCAUCGCAUGAAUGAUUUCUCUGUGCCAAGCACUUCUCAGCGAGAACCUAGAAUUUUGGCUGUGUUCCUCAUCCACGAAUAUGAGUGAGUAUGUUGAGACACAUGUUGUUGGAGUUGGAUUGAUCUGCGAGGUGACAUAUGUCGAAUAUGGCGGAGCGGAUGGGGAGCAUAACUAGGGAGAAGAAAUCCAAGCGCCGAGCUGCGAAAGCGACAG